AUUCGGAACGUCGGGUGGUACGGACUGUCACGUCGCUCGGUGACAUAAAACAACAGUGUGACAACAUACGACGAUCGCGCGUGGACGUGAGUGUGUGGGUGAUAAGAAUCGGUUCUAUUGUGCAAGCGCAGCUGGUGCGCACCCCUGUCUUAUUGGAUUAAACAAUAGCGCCCAACCCACCGUCAGUACACACACGGUGUGGCCUACAUUCGGCAAAGCCUACUACAACACCUAGCGAUAGGGUUUGGGAAGAAGGAAAAAAAAAUAAGUAACGAACGGGAUUUGGUCCGCGUAUCUUUCGGCUUGCGAACGGAGUCCGAAAGAAGAAUCGCUCGGUUGUAGUGGUGGUAGAAGCGACGUGGGCUCUGCCGGCGAAGAAGCGAAGGAGGAAUAACGAGGGCGUGUAACACGCGAGGGCGCCAAGAAGAACAGCGCGAAAGGUUGUUUUGGAGUGCGGCUUGAAGCAACUCACGAAAGUUGAAAUUAAAUCGGUGUGUGCAAAAUUUGGGCUUGUGUUGGUGUGCUAGCACACAGUACACCCGUGGGGAAUAAUAGAUACCUCGCGCGGGGCUUAUUUUUGUGCCGCGUGGAGUACAUCGAAUUCGCAAGGUUCUACUGACCUCUGCCGUAUUGAGGUGCGUUUUUUGUUGUGCUCAGCGCAUGGACGCUGGAAGAACCAGCAUAGCUGCGAGAAGUGACCCCGAGAGGUGAUCGAUUCCGAUGUAUCGGUGGGAGAUACCAACACAACCGCGCACACGAGCCCCGUGAACCGGUUCUGCGGACCAAGCAGCACUCACGAAGAAGAGAAGAAGUAAACCCGUAAACAAAAACAUCUAAGCGGCUGCUGUCGAAGACCCUUCAGGGCGGCGUUUCAACGCAAAGAAGGCUAGGAAGCAAGAAGAACGAAAAGGAAAAAAAACAGCGACCAAAGCGCAUUACAUAAAGUAUUUACACGCUUGAAUGACCAGCCUAGGUCGGCGGCAAAGGGUUCACCGAAGCAGUUGAAGGUAUUCUGCAAAAUUUAGCGCACGAGGCGCCUCCUUGCGGCUUGCUAGCGCAUUACGACAUCAUAGGCAAAGCAGCGACUAAAGUCCAGCCCGCUGUCGAGUCAGUGAAGUGUGAGCUCUAGUGUGGAAUUUCAUUAUUUCGAUCCAAGAGUGCUAAGGAAGGGAAAAAAGUGGUGUAAGUGAGAGAGAAACAACGCUGGAGUAAGCAGAUAGUGCAGUGCUGAAAGAGAAGGAAGAAGCGAAGUGGGUUAUUUAUGGUUUGGAAAGAAAAAUAAAGCUGAAGAAAUAGAGUUUAUAAAAGGUUGUGCCGGGUGUAAGAAGAGGCGCGCAAAUAAAAGAGAGAAAGCAAAUUAAUUGUUGAUGAUUCGUGCGUGCAGUGGAAAUAAACAAAUCAAGUGCGAGCCUUGGGAUAAACAACAAACGAAAACACAGACAAGCGUCGGCAAAGCAGCGGGACAUAAACAUCGCUGAUUGCAGUUCAGUUUAUAAAGUGAAAUCUGCUGUGUAAGAGUGUGCUGAUUCGUGCGUGUCCCUCCAAAACACACACAUACACGUGCAAAGUCACCGGAAAGUGAGAUAUGUGAUAAGGCUCUCACGCAGCUGGAAUUUCAAUGAGGACAUCAGCUUUAUCGAAACACGUCGAUCAGGACCUGCUGCCAUUGGGAGGCCAUUAGGAGCGAGUGUUCAUCCAUCUGGUCAAUUACGGUGCCGAAUUAUGUGGUUGGGCUCGGAGUCCCCGCAGAGUGCUUAAUUUGUGAUGAUUAGCAACCUCGACGUUCUCCGGCUGCUGCUGCAAGAUAAGUGAACCCCGGCCAGUCCACCAUCGUCCAUCCAAGCUUGAAUGUCGUCACCGGACCGGAGCUAACGAAACGGCAACAAAAACGACUACGACGACGGCUUCGAAGAUUAGGCAUCCUGGAGCGACCGCGGCGGAACCGCGCAACGCAAACGUCAAAACGAUGGCGGCCAACCGCCCGACGGCGGUAGUGCUGCUACUGGUGCUGCUGCUGGCCGUUGGCGUGAGUAGGAACGAGGAAGAUUUCACCGAGCAUUGUAACAAGUGUCGAUGCAGCUGGAAGAGUGGUAAAAAGACGGCAGAUUGCACGAACCAGGCGCUGGUGCUAAUUCCGGACGAUUUGAGUUCGGAGCUGCAGGUGCUGGAUCUGUCCAACAAUCAGAUCUCGGAGAUUCGUGCGCACGAGAUGAUGCGUGCGCGCCAGCAGAACCUGCACAAAUUGUACCUUCGCAACAGCACGAUCGAGAUUCUGCACCGGGAUUCGUUCCGGAAUUUGACCAUCCUGAUCGAGCUGGACCUGUCCACGAACAAGCUGAAACGGCUCGAUCCGGGUCUGUUCGACGACCUGAAGAAGCUUCGAGUCAUCAUGUUGAACCACAAUCAGAUCGAGCGAAUCGAAAACAAUCUGUUCCAGAAUUUAAAGUUCCUCACCAAGGUGGAACUGCGCUCGAACCAAAUCUACCGGAUAGCGCAGCACAGCUUUACGAACGUGCCGCUGCUGUCCCAAAUCGAGCUUGACUUUAAUCGGCUCCAGAUUCUCCGCAAAGAAUCGUUCGUCAACCUGGAGAAGCUCACGUCGCUGUCUCUCACGAACAAUCCCUGGAACUGCAGUUGCGCGCUACGAAACUUCAGCGAGUUCGUCCUGUCCCGCAGUCUGUACCGAUCGCCCACGACCUGUGCCCAGCCGUCUCAAUUGGUCGGCCGCGAGUGGAACGAAAUCAACCUGGACGACUUUGCCUGCCGGCCGCAAAUCAUCGAGAAUCGAAUCAUCUAUCCGGGCGACGGAGAAAAUGCCACCUUCACGUGCAAAGUGACCGGUUUACCGCUCCCCCAGGUCGACUGGCUGUUCCACAAGCGACCCUUCCCCAAGAACGACAAACGGUUCAGCGUAACGAAAGCCGUCCGAACCAGCGGCAAGGACACCAACGAAGUGCUCGUGUCAGAGCUGACCAUCGUCGGCGUUAAAGCCUCGGACCGUGGCCCGUACGCGUGCAAGGCCACCAACCCAGGCGGAACCGAAGAAAGUGAGCAGUUUUUCGACCUCAAGCCACCACCGCUGAAACCGGCCGCCAAUCGAACCAACGACAUCCUCUGGAUUGUCCUCUUCAUCGUCCUGGCCAUCCUCGUGAUCCUCAUCCUGACCAUCCUCAUCCUGUGCUGCGUGUGUCGGAAGGCGCGUCGCUUCAAGAAGAACUCGUCGAUCAGCGAAAACGGCCUAAUGAACUCCAAGAUGGACAAAUCGGCAGACGGUUCGGUGCUGGACGGCGGCUCGGUCAUCAUGGAGAUGCAAAAGAGUCUGCUGACGGAGGUGAACCCGGUGGAGAAACCGCCGCGGCGGGCCGACAUCGAGGCGAACGAUAAAACGAACGAUUACGACGAGGGGCACGAGGUGAAGAAGACGCUGCUCGAGGAGACCGGAUUCGCCGCCCAGGAUGAGGAAACGGUUUCGGUAGCCCUGUCGGACACGACGGCACCCCGUUCGCGGGCCGCCUACAUUGAGGAGGGAACGUACGGAACGGCGGUCACGCUGCCCCCGGACCUGCUGGCGUUCCCCUCGACGCGCUUCCCCCAGUCUCCGUCGAUCCAGAGCUCGAUGUCCAACAUUCACGACGGACGAAUCUACGGCAAGAGUCCGCUGUCCAGUCCGAUCUACCAGCACGGUCCGGGCCUGCUGUCGGCGGCGUCCGGCGGUGGUGCGAGCGGUCAGGUUCCGGCCGGUUUCCGCACGUUGCAACAUCCCAAGACGGGUCGAACGAUAGCGAUCGCCGCCCAGCGGUCCAACUCGCCGUUUACGGCGGCCCCGCUAAUCUACCCGCAGGUCGUCAUGAAGCAGGGCUACGUAACAAUCCCCCGGAAGCCGCGCACGCCCAGCUGGACGCCCUCGAUGAACUCGACGGCGACGACAGCCGAGCUGCUGCCUCCGACAAGUCCCACCUCCAUCAGCAGUGAACUCCCGGCCGCGACGGAACCGGUCUACGACAAUCUCGGCCUGCGCACGACCGCUUCGGGCAACUCGACGCUCAAGCUCAACAAGGCGGCCAAGGCCAGCGGCCAAAGCACGUACAGUAUGAAGAAUCGACCCCUUCCAGCGACGCCGGGCGGCCAGACGGCUUCCGCGGGCUCGAACACGAGCAGUGCGAGCAACUACGAAUCGAUCCCCGAAGUGGGAGGAGGACAAUCAGCGACCCUGGCCAGCCUCGAAGCCAUCUAUGGCCGCACGACCACAACAGGCGGCGGCGCCGGCCCAAGCAGCAGUAGGAGUAAAGUACCGCCACGACCACCGCCGAAGCCCAAGAAGAAGCCGACGAACCUCGCGAUGAACUCGUCGGCGGCGGCGGCGACCAAUGUGGCGGCGGUGUCCAGCGGAAACAGUGGGAUGGCCAGCACCAGCAGCACCAGUCCGCUGUUUGCCGACGAAGGGGACGACGGGACGGAGGUUUGAACGACGAUGUGCGAGGAGUAGCUUUUAAUGCAGAAAACGAAACGUAAGGAAAACAAAAAAUCUUUAAUAUAUAUAUUCGAUGCAUAGAAUAUUUGGCUAGUUAAUAGUUAUUUUUUCUAAUCUAUUUGAGAGUGAAAGUUACUGAAAGUGAGCGAGCGAGCGCGUGUGUGUACAUUAUAUAUAUUCUAGGGAACGACGAAGCAGAAAUCUUUAUGAAAUCGAAAACAAUAGCAUUUAAAGAAGAAAAACAA
Molecule: messenger RNA, 4716 nt
Organism: Culex quinquefasciatus (southern house mosquito)
Lineage: Eukaryota; Metazoa; Arthropoda; Insecta; Diptera; Culicidae
Product: leucine-rich repeat-containing protein 24
Molecular function (GO): protein binding
Source: RefSeq, a predicted model, not a curated record